UCUGUCGACUUACUUCUGCGAACGUAAUGUAGGGGGGCAUAGAAAUUAGUAAGAGACAGCAACAUCAGAGAGAAAGAGAUGAAUUCCAUAAUGUUGCCAUUUAACAAGUGAUUAAAAUAUUACUAGGUAUUAGUUUUACAUACACCAAAACAAUUGGCUCUGUAAUUUAUUUUUAUCGUAGUUAUGUGACCAUUAUUUCGUACCUGGCGUUUUGGUAUGAAUUACAAAAUUUUAAUUAGAAUAUGCAUUAAAAAACACUAAUGGUAUUGGAGAUACGGUUGCCAUUAAAAAAAAAAAACCGGUAUCUGAUUUUUUAACUUUUGACGUUACAAGAAAAAUGUCCGCCAGCUCCCGCGCAGCAUUUUGUCUUGUACUUAAGUUUAUUUGUAAUUAAUAAACUUUUUCCACUUAAUUCUACAUACAUCGUUAACGUUGAGUCGAGAUUACUCCUCCGUAACCGUGUUUUAGUGAAAUUAGGUGUGUGUUGUGAGAUAUAGACUCGGUGUUGAGACAGUGACUCUUUGAAUUUGUGUUUAAUUGUCGUGAUGAGUUCGAGUAAAGAAAACACUAGAACCUGUUGCAUGUGUGUAUCUUCACCUUGUAAAGAUCCCAGUAUCACUUUGCAUCGGUUCCCGAAGCCUGGCACUAAAAAUGUUAUGCGGUGACAUGCCGGCUGAAGCUGUGGCAACAGCAAAUUUAAUUUCUGAUAUGGACCAGUUAUUUGACGGUGUAAAUGCAUCUACACCUGAUUUACGACGAGGUAAAAAGUUUUCAACAAAUAUUAAAAGAUCUACAGAACAUUUGCAAAUGUUUACAAAAAUGAAACAUUUUUUUAGUUCACUGGAGUUUUUAGGGUGUAAGGGUAAUCCACCAUCGAAAGAAGGGUGGAUUUGGACCCUUAAUGGCAUUGAAAUGAUAUGGAGAACAUUUAGCUCCAAAUACAAGACAGUCGAAAGUCUGUCUACAAGAAGGCUCCAGCAGGAUCCACUCGAAAAUUUAUUUGGAUGCAUUCGGUACAAUUGUGGGUCUAAUAAUAAUCCAACAGUUGCACAAUUUGUUGCUGGUUUAAAAACAGCUGUUAUAAGCAACAUAGCACACACAAACUCAGGUAAUUGUGAAGCUGAUAGCAACAGUGCCAUUAUUACAAAUUUUAAGACAUUGCUGACACCAGCUCCAGACCUAUGCACUGAAACAGAGCAAUGUCAUAUGGAAAAGGAUAUUGAUGAAAAUAUAACUUCCUCUCUCGAAGAGAACUUGGAGGAAGGAAGUGGCGAAGUACAAGCAUGUGCAUAUGUCUGUGGGUUCAUUAUUAAAAAAAAUAAAAAUAAUUGUAGCCAUUGUAAAAAAAAUUUUGUCUCCGAAACCCCAGAAGAAGUCCAUAAUUUCAUUGAGUUCAAAAAUUACGAUGAUGUAAAAAAAUCACUUACAUACGCCUCAAAAAGUUUAAUAGCUUGCGUAGAAAAAAGUGCAAGCGUAAUAAAUAUAUUUUUAGAAAAAGAGGCGUAUAAGGAGGAUAUUAAAAAAAAAGCAAUACAGUUAUUAAAGGACUCAAUAAAUUAUGGCUUCCUGGAAGAUUGUGUAGAGCACAAAAAUUACAACAAAAUGUAUAUUAUAAAUAGUGUCUUCCACAUUGUUGUAAAAAGGUAUUGUAUUCAGAAAAAUAGAUUUUAUGCUGAAGAGUCUAGUAAAACUGCACUUAAACGAAAAAUGAACAUAGUUAUGCAUAAAUAAACAAUAUCACUAGCCGAUAAGUACUUUUUAACAUAUAGAAUAACAAUUUGAAUAGAACUAAACAAGGUGACCUUAUUCUUCAAAGAAAGUGCAAUCUAUCACGUCUAGAUUUUGUCUAAUCUACUGUUAAAUUCCUGAAAUUAUAUAUUUUUUUCCUUAUUCUGCGACUUUGUACAAAAAACGUUUGUAUUGAAAAAUUAUUAAUAAGUAUAAUAUAUGAAACAACAACAAAUCUUAUUCUCAUCAUAUCACUUUGAAUUGAUUUUCUUGAACAUUUCAUCACUGAAUUAUGGCAGUUUGAAAUUUAAACAGAAUCAAUAGAACAUUUUUAAUAUUGGUCACAUGCGAAAAAUCUCUAGAAAUAAACUGCCAUAUAUGUCGGCUAUAGAGAAUGUUAAAGUAUCAAUUCAAAGUGCUAUGAAAGGAUUAAACUUUAACUUUUAAAUUAAUUUGUUUAAAAAUAUACUAAAUGGAAUAGUUAAUUUUAUAUUAAGCGAUAUAAUACGUUAAAAAAACAUUUAUGUAGACCAGUGUAAUUUAUCUUACCAACGAAUUGAGUAGGAGAGUAUUGAAAUUAAAAAUCUAUUUCUUCCGACAGUUAGAUAAUAAAAAAUAUCGGACACGUAUUUUUAUAUUUUGCUAUAUAAGUAAACAAUCCUUAUCCUCACUUCCUUACUAAUAUUAUAAAUCGGAAAGUGAGUUUGUUUGUUUGUUUGUUCCGCUUUCACGCCGUAACUA
Molecule: messenger RNA, 2469 nt
Organism: Spodoptera litura
Lineage: Eukaryota; Metazoa; Arthropoda; Insecta; Lepidoptera; Noctuidae
Source: RefSeq, a predicted model, not a curated record